Rattus rattus (black rat) is the source of this 2458-nucleotide messenger RNA. RefSeq names its product X-prolyl aminopeptidase 3 (gene Xpnpep3). NCBI's taxonomy places the organism in Eukaryota, Metazoa, Chordata, Mammalia, Rodentia, Muridae. Gene Ontology annotation, cellular component: mitochondrion. The transcript is spliced from 10 exons. Bases 80 to 1600 code for a protein of 506 amino acids. Gene Ontology annotation, molecular function: metalloaminopeptidase activity; manganese ion binding. The record is from RefSeq and is a predicted model, not a curated record.
UGGUUUCCUGGCGACCCGGCUGUGCUAGUAGCUUUCCCCGCAAUUUGUACUUUCUCUUCCUGACCAGUGGGUGCUGGCCAUGCCGUCUCUGCUCUCAACCCCCAGGCUGGUUCCCGUUAUAGCAAGGCUCCGCGGCCUCUCAGGAUGCAUGUCAUGUUUACAGCGAAGGUACUCCCUCCAGCCGGUGCCAGUAAAGGAAAUUCCAAACCGGUACUUAGGCCAGCCCAGCCCAGUUACACAUCCACACCUCCUCAGACCAGGGGAGGUGACACCAGGGCUAUCCCAGGUGGAAUAUGCACUUCGAAGACAUAAGCUUAUGGCUCUGGUCCACAAAGAAGCACAAGGGCACAGUGGGACAGACCACACAGUGGUGAUACUCUCUAACCCUAUGUACUAUAUGAGCAACGACAUCCCCUACACAUUCCACCAAGACAACAACUUCCUGUAUCUUUGUGGAUUCCAAGAGCCUGAUAGCAUUCUGGUCCUUCAGAGCCUCUCUGGGAAGCAGUUACCAUCCCAUAAGGCCAUGCUUUUUGUGCCUCGGAGAGAUCCUGGUCGAGAAUUGUGGGAUGGCCCCCGAUCUGGCACGGAUGGAGCAGUAGCCCUAACUGGAGUGGAUGACGCCUACCCGCUGGAAGAAUUUCAGCACCUGCUACCCAAACUGAGAGCUGAGACGAACAUGGUUUGGUAUGACUGGAUGAAGCCUUCUCAUGCACAACUUCACUCUGACUACAUGCAGCCUCUAACUGAAGCCAAAGCCACGAGCAAGAACAAGGUUCGGAGUGUCCAGCACCUGAUACAGCACCUGCGGCUAAUUAAGUCUCCUGCAGAAAUUAAGAGAAUGCAGAUUGCUGGGAAGCUGACAUCAGAGGCUUUCAUCGAGACCAUGUUUGCCAGUAAAGCUCCGGUAGACGAAGCCUUUCUUUAUGCGAAGUUUGAAUUUGAGUGCCGUGCCCGAGGUGCUGACAUCUUAGCCUACCCCCCUGUGGUUGCAGGCGGUAAUCGCUCCAACACUCUGCACUAUGUGAAAAAUAACCAGCUCAUCAAGGAUGGUGAAAUGGUGCUUCUUGACGGAGGUUGUGAGUCUUCCUGCUAUGUGAGUGACAUUACCAGGACGUGGCCCGUCAAUGGCAGAUUCACCGCACCUCAGGCAGAGCUCUAUGAAGCUGUUCUAGAAAUCCAGAAAGCUUGUUUGACACUGUGCUCCCCUGGGACAAGCUUGGAGAACAUCUACAGCAUGAUGCUGACACUGAUGGGACAGAAGCUUAAGGAUCUGGGGAUCAUAAAGACCAGCAAGGAAAGCGCCUUCAAGGCUGCUCGAAAAUACUGUCCUCAUCACGUGAGCCAUUACCUCGGGAUGGAUGUCCAUGACACUCCAGACAUGCCUCGUUCACUCCCUCUGCAGCCUGGUAUGGUGAUCACGGUUGAACCAGGCAUUUAUAUCCCAGAGGAUGACAGAGAUGCCCCAGAGAAGUUUCGAGGUCUCGGAGUUCGGAUUGAGGAUGAUGUAGUGGUGACUCAGGACUCACCUCUUAUCCUUUCUGCAGACUGUCCCAAAGAGGUGAAUGACAUUGAGCAGAUCUGCAGCAGGACCUCCUGACCACAGCUGUAGCACACAUGCUCCCAGGUCCAAGACUGGCGUCCUUGCCUACGCGAGUCUCAGUGUCUCUGUGGGGAUUAGAUACAGCUUCCAUGGGAACUGCACAGCCAAUGAGUGAGGACAUUUUCAUAUUAAGUAGGUUUAAAUCUGGAAACGGGGACUCUGGAAUAAUCUGUUACUAGGACUGUAGUGACGUUAAUUCUGAGAAGUUAAUGAUCCAGAAAGUUUAACAUGUGGCUGUAAAGUAAGGGUGCGGUUAUGUGCACCCCUGCAUUCUGGUUAACACAUUUCAACAGAAAACUCUCUUCGUCCCUCUCUGCACCUCUGAGAUCCACUUAACUUCCUAACAUGCUUGUGUGAAGCCGCAUGUUUAACUUCUCACCAAAGUUUGAGCCUAUGCUAAAGGCUACCAGUUAAUGUUUGAGGUGGCCUUACUUACUUGCCAUGGCCUCCGCCUCCUGGUCCAAGUUCUCCACACCCACUGGGAUCUCUUGGGCCUCAGGGAGCACAGGCGUCUCAGCCAGAGUACAGCAGCACAGCAGCACAGCCCACCAGCAAGAGUCUUGGAUCUUUCUUGCCGUUUGAUUGCCCAGGACCUGGAAAGUGUCUAGGCUCUUCUAGGGAAGAAAAUGAAAGAGAAAGAAAAGUGUCUACGUGUCUCCACAGGUCCAGACCUUGAGCUCUGUUUUCUUCAGUUUAAAGGAGAUUUUUUUUUAAAUGUCCACCUUCCUCUCUUUCAUAGAUUCUUUUCUUAGGAAACAUUGUCGCUACGUGCCUCAAGUCCUUCAUAAGUUGCUGUGCUUUGAGAGACAGGAUCUUAGGUAGCCCAGGCUGGCCUCAAACUCAUUAUACAAUUAU